AGGGGAAAAAAAUAAGAGAGAAACGAAGAAAAAAAAAAAAGAAAAAAAGAAGCAAAAAAACAUUUGAGAGUCUCCGGACAUUAUUAGAACCAAAUUAGGGCAUAACCCUUAUCGAUCGGAGACAGAAGCCAUGGGAAGAAGAAAGGUUGAGAUCAAGCGAAUCGAGAAGAAAAGCAGUCGACAAGUCACUUUCUCCAAACGACGCAAUGGUCUCAUCGAGAAAGCUCGACAACUCUCAAUUCUCUGUGAAUCCUCCAUCGCUGUCCUCGUCGUCUCCGGCUCCGGAAAACUUUACAAUUCUUCCUCCGGAGACAACAUGUCCAAGAUCAUCGAUCGUUAUGAGAUACAACAUGCUGAUGAACUAAAAGUCUUAGAUCUUGAGGAAAAAACUCGGAAUUAUCUUCCACACAAGGAGUUACUAGAUAUAGUCCAAAGGUCAGCUCUAGUACACCUCUUUAUCCCCCCUUCUUCUGAUAAAAAAAAUAUUUUUCUUUUUCUUUUGGCAACUUAUGAAUACAGAAAGCUAGAAGAACCCGUCGAUAAUGUAAGUGUAGACUCCUUAAUGUCUAUGGAGGAACAGCUCGAGACUGCUCUUUCCGUAACUAGAGCUAAGAAGACAGAACUGAUGAUGGACGAUCUGAAGUCCCUUCAAGAAACGGAGAAGUUGCUGAGAGAAGAGAAUCAGUUUCUGGCUAGCCAGUAGCUGUAGAAAAACUAAAAGAAACGUAAGAAAGUUUCUUACAGAUGGGUAUGAAGACGAUUCUGGUAACCGAAGGUGUGGGAGGAAUGUCAUCGGGAAAUAGCUCCGGUAACAAAAUACCGGAAACUCUCCCGCUGUUGAAGUAAUCACCAUCAUCAACGGCUGAGUUUUUCACCUGAAACUCAUAGCCUGAUUCAGAAUAUAAAAGAAAGAAAAAAGAAAACAGUUUGUAAAAUAGAAAAAGCUGCAUAAUCUCAAACCCCUUUUAUCUUCCCUCUAUGUGUGGAAACUAAGGUAAGAAAGAAAAAAAAAGGAAAACGAAGCUUUUUUUUAUAUGAAAAAGUAUUGUAAAACUUAAGAUAAAGUUGUCGACCUUUUGUUGUGCCUUCGUAGACAAGAUCAGACAGAAUUCGUGUGUGUUUGUUGUAUUCUUGUUUGAAAGUACGGAUUAAAAUAUAAAUGUUUUUUUUUCUUUCUU
Molecule: messenger RNA, 1178 nt
Organism: Camelina sativa (false flax)
Lineage: Eukaryota; Viridiplantae; Streptophyta; Magnoliopsida; Brassicales; Brassicaceae
Product: agamous-like MADS-box protein AGL70
Biological process (GO): regulation of DNA-templated transcription
Cellular component (GO): nucleus
Molecular function (GO): protein dimerization activity; DNA-binding transcription factor activity; DNA binding
Source: RefSeq, a predicted model, not a curated record